This is a messenger RNA of Copidosoma floridanum, 426 nucleotides long. RefSeq lists its product as uncharacterized. The record is from RefSeq and is a predicted model, not a curated record. NCBI's taxonomy places the organism in Eukaryota, Metazoa, Arthropoda, Insecta, Hymenoptera, Encyrtidae.
AUGGUACACUGUGCGGAGUCGUCACGGGGAGGUAGUAACGAAGGCCUAUUGCUACGCCAUUUUGGCAAAGACCUGCCACUAUUGGCUCAGUACCUGGUCCGUGUCAUAAAUAAAUCGCUGGAGUCAGGAGUCUGUCCUGACUCGUGGAAGCUGUCCACUGUUGUGCCACUCUCUAAGGUUCCCAAGUUCAUGGAGUUGAGAGAGACAAGUCCAGUUGUGAACCUAUCUCAUCGGGCUAAGAUGUUUGACCACAUUAUGAUGCUACAAAUCUACGAAUAUCUCGAAGAUGCUUCUCUGAUUGCUCCAAUGCAAUCUGCGUUUCAGCGUGGUUUCAGUGCCCAGUUAGCAUUGCUUAGAGUUACCGAUGAUGUAAGGCUGGGAAUGGACCAUGGCUUGGUUAUGAUAUCGGUCUAUUUUGAUUUUUGA